This is a messenger RNA of Paramormyrops kingsleyae, 2175 nucleotides long. It is a transcript of the gene stk38b, whose product is annotated as serine/threonine kinase 38b. The record is from RefSeq and is a predicted model, not a curated record. NCBI's taxonomy places the organism in Eukaryota, Metazoa, Chordata, Actinopteri, Osteoglossiformes, Mormyridae. Gene Ontology annotation, biological process: protein phosphorylation. Gene Ontology annotation, molecular function: protein serine/threonine kinase activity; ATP binding.
CAGCGCGCGCACCCGGUGACGCCUGCGAGGAGAAUGCGGGACGGCCGGCGUCAUUACGUCCGAAGCGAACGGGAAACAGGCGAACCGGACGGCCGGGAAGGAGCCCUCUGAGGCAGGUAACCAUGGCGAUGACAGGACAGACUUCCUGCUCCUCAAUGAGUAACCACACCAAAGAACGUGUGACCAUGGCCAAGGUAACCCUGGAGAACUUCUACAGCAACCUGAUCACUCAGCAUGAGGAGCGGGAGAUGAGGCAGCAGAAGCUAGAGAAGGUCAUGGAUCAGGAGGGGCUGGCAGAUGAGGAGAAAUGCCUCCGUCGCUCCCAGCACGCCCGCAAAGAGACGGAGUUCCUGCGACUGAAGCGUACCCGCCUGGGCCUGGACGACUUCGAGUCCCUUAAGGUCAUCGGGAGGGGGGCCUUUGGCGAGGUGCGCUUGGUGCAGAAGAAGGACACGGGCCACGUGUAUGCCAUGAAGAUCCUGCGCAAAGCCGACAUGCUGGAGAAGGAGCAGGUGGGCCACAUUCGGGCUGAGCGGGACGUUCUGGUUGAGGCCGACAGCCAGUGGGUGGUCAAGAUGUUCUACAGCUUCCAAGACAAGAUGAAUCUCUACCUCAUCAUGGAAUUCCUCCCUGGAGGUGACAUGAUGACCCUGCUAAUGAAGAAGGACACACUGACUGAAGAGGAGACUCAGUUCUACAUUGCAGAGACCGUUUUGGCCAUUGACUCCAUCCACGAGAUGAGCUUCAUCCACCGGGACAUCAAGCCGGACAACCUGCUUCUGGACUCUAGGGGUCAUGUCAAGCUGUCUGACUUUGGCUUGUGCACUGGGUUGAAGAAGGCUCACAGGACUGAGUUCUACAGGAAUCUGAACCACAGUCUGCCCAGUGAUUUCACGUUCCAGAACAUGAACUCGAAAAGGAAAGCAGAGACGUGGAAGCGGAACAGGAGACAGCUGGCCUUCUCCACUGUGGGCACGCCAGACUACAUCGCUCCUGAGGUGUUCAUGCAGAAUGGCUAUAACAAGCUCUGUGAUUGGUGGAGUCUUGGGGUCAUCAUGUAUGAGAUGUUGAUUGGCUACCCGCCGUUCUGCUCAGAGACGCCCCAGGAGACCUACAGGAAGGUGAUGAACUGGAGGGAGACAUUGGUGUUUCCUCCAGAGGUGCCAAUCUCUGAGAAAGCCAAGGAUCUUAUUCUCAGGUUCUGCUGUGAAGGUGAGCACCGGAUCGGGGCUACGGGGGUAGAGGAGAUCAAGAAGAACGCUUUCUUCGAGGGAGUGGAUUAUGAGCACAUCAGGGGGAGGCCGGCCGCCAUUCCUAUCGAGAUCAAAAGCAUUGAUGACACUUCCAACUUCGAUGAGUUCCCAGACUCAGACAUUCUCCAGCCAGCAGCUGGUCCCAUAGUGACCAAUCACUCAGAGGCCGACCUGAAGAACAAGGACUGGGUUUUCAUCAACUACACCUACAAGCGGUUUGAGGGUUUGACAGCCAGGGGUGCCAUCCCAUCCUACAUGAAGAGUGGAAAGAGAUAGGCUCCCAUCUCGUGCCCCUUCAGACCCCACCCCCCCACUGGUCCAGGUCUGUUCAAAGGGCUCAGACACCUUGCUGUCCUCUUCAGUCGGCCUUCACCAGCAUGGCAUGACCUGGAUGCCUCCAGCCUCCCUGUGACUGAUGUCCACGUAGUCUUCCUUUCUCUUUCUUCAUUUUUACUCUGUGGCCACCAAAGAGCCAAUGGGGUGCUGGGGUAUAGUGUCGAGGCCCCACCACCAGCAGCCAAAGCUUCACCUCUCUAACUAUCAGCAAGCCCCCCCCCCGUCCCUUCCGGGCGGCCUUCCUGUUCAGUCACCAGCCAGACCUUAGGACCUCCUCCAUGCCUGGCAUGGGCCGCAUGUCUAGUGCUGGACCUGCUUGUUUUCAUGGUGCUGCUCUACAUUAAGGGCUACUUCACUCUGGAUAUGCUUCUGCAUAUUGCCACCUUAAUGCCAUCCUGAAUGAAGUGGGCUUCCUCCAGCUUCUGGUAAUGAACCCCCCUCAGGGUUUGCCAUAGGAAUUGUAAAUGUUUUCAUGUUUUCUGACAAAUCAGCACCUGAAACUAUCCCUAUAUGCUCUUGACCAAACAAAUGGGUGACAUGACCUGCGCCCUUCCCUCUCCCUCCCGGCGUGCCUUACCCCUCCCUC